This is a messenger RNA of Heteronotia binoei (common prickly gecko), 1757 nucleotides long. It is a transcript of the gene CRLF1, whose product is annotated as cytokine receptor like factor 1. Gene Ontology annotation, biological process: cytokine-mediated signaling pathway. The record is from RefSeq and is a predicted model, not a curated record. Gene Ontology annotation, molecular function: cytokine receptor activity; protein binding. Gene Ontology annotation, cellular component: external side of plasma membrane. The coding region runs from base 13 to 1230 and encodes 405 amino acids. The transcript has 8 exons. Lineage: Eukaryota; Metazoa; Chordata; Lepidosauria; Squamata; Gekkonidae.
CUCCAGGGGUUAAUGAGGGCUGCUGGGGGCGUGGCAAAGCUAUUGGUGGUUGGCUGGCUGCCCGCUCUCCUAAUCCAGGGAUUGUUAUGCAGCUGCACCUCCUAUUCGAUGGACAAGACCCCAGCCGUCAUCUCUCCCCAAGACCCCACCCUCCUCAUCGGCUCCUCGCUCACCGCCUCCUGCUCGGUCGGGGCCGAUUCGAGCCUGAGAGCUGAGGAUCUGUACUGGACUCUAAAUGGUCGGCGGCUCCCAGCGGAGGCCUAUGACGUCCUCAGCACCACCACACUGAGCGUGACCAUCUCCAAUUUGAACGGAUCGCAGCAGCAGUCGGGGGAUAACUUGGUCUGUCACAGCAAGGACGGAGGCAUCCUGGCUGGCUCGUGCCUCUACGUCGGACUACCGCCAGAGAAGCCCACCAACAUCUCCUGCUGGUCUAAGAACAUGAAGGACCUCACCUGCAAAUGGGCCCCUGGAACGGAAGGAGAGACCCACCUUCACACCAAUUAUACCCUCAAGUACAAACUCAGGUGGUAUGGGCGUGAUAACACCUGCCAACAGUAUCACACAGCCGGACUAUAUUCCUGCCACAUCCCCAAAGACCUGGCUCUUUUUACACCUUACGAAAUCUGGGUCGAAGCCUCCAACCGACUUGGGGUGGCUGUGUCCGAAGUGGUCAUGCUGGACAUCGUCGAUGUUGUGACAACGGACCCCCCCUCCAACGUCCACGUGAGCCGCGUCGGAGACUUGGAGGACCAACUCAGCGUCCGAUGGAGCGCCCCACCGGCCCUCAAAGACUUCCUCUUCCAAGCCAAAUAUCAGAUCCAGUAUCGAGUGGAGGACAGUUCGGAGUGGAAGGUGGUGGACAACGUGGGCAACCAGACCUCGUGCCGACUGGCGGGGUUGAGGCCGGGCACUGUCUACUUUGUCCAAGUCCGUUGUAAUCCCUUCGGCAUCUACGGUUCGAAGAAGGCUGGAAUUUGGAGCGACUGGAGCAACCCAACAGCGGCCUCCACCCCUCGGAACGGGCGUGCCACGGGUGUGUGUGAGCCAAAGAACGGGGAACACAAUAACACACUUCGUCGGGAGCUUAAGCAGUUCUUCGGAUGGAUGCGCAAGCAUGGAAGUUCGUAUGGCUGCGCCAACCUGAGCAUCAAAAUGUACGACCAGUGGCGCGUCUCGCUGCAGAAGUCGCACAAAACGCGGAACCAGGUAGGUCCUAUCCGGCGAUAAAUCGUAGCAAAGUUUGAAGGACAGACGUGCCCAGCAAACAAGGACUGUCCAGUGGGUGCAGGGGCCAGUUCUCCUUCCUGAUGGGACGGGGAGCCGCAAAGGGCUUGUCUUGUCGCAAGCAGCUGGUGCAGGAAGACGGUUGUUUGUUGCGCCCGCACGCUGACCUUCCCUCCUGGUGCCGCCACGGCCCGGUUCCUCCCCGUCAAGUGGCAAGGAGUGACCCUGUUGUCCUCCCUCCCAAUAAAUCUUUGUCCGUCAACAUUUCGCUCGGGAGAACGUUAACGUCUCUCGACUUUUCCCGUUUUUGCCUCCUUGGUCUCUGCCACUAGAGGGCGCUGUUGCGACAAGGGCUAAUCUUCCCUCCACCAGCCCUCCAAAGGGGCUCAGCAUUCCGGCCAGAAAGUUCCGGAAGUUUCGAGGCCUGAAGCGUGGGGCGGGAGGGAGGGAAACGGCUUAAGUUAUCUCCUGACAUUUCAUGUGGAUUCCUUUUCUUUUUUUACUAAAAUAAAGAGGAUUAAUUUAAAAAA